GCUACAUUUGCUAAGCGGAAAUGAAGAAACCAAGCUGAGGCCGAGUUUUGGCUCGAGAAAGUAGAGGUUCACAGAUACAAGGAUACGUAAUUGUACUGUGGUUCUGCAAGUAUGGCCCUUCUCCAUGCGAGGAGUUCUGGGAAUGGCGCGCAUCCUGCCGCGCGGUACUAUGCACUCCUUGUAUUUGUUAGCGCAACGUUGUUAUGGCUGUUCUUAUCGUUUAGCUGCCAUGGUGCGCCUAAGGGUGGCUGGAGUCGCGGCCUUGCGUGGCUGGCGCCGGCUGCCGACCUGUGCCGAGAGCAGCGGGCAUGGGCUGCCCUCAACAGUGACCUGGGCAUGCCCGCCCCGUCUGUCACCGGCCGCGGCUGCAGCACGCUGUCAUAUGGCGGGCAGGAAAAAGGUGUUACAGCUGAGGGAGCGAUUUGCACGCCACCGUCACCAGCGGAGGUUGAGGCGGUUCGGCGGCUGGUCGCGGCCACACCCACCAACCGCACCUUCCGCGAGGCGUGGGGCCUGCAGGUGGACAGGUCGUCGGGGCCGGCAGCCGAGUCCGACAACAACACCGCUAGCAAGGACGCACUGGAGUGGAGCUACCUGAUCACACCUGACUUCCAGGUCCGCAGCCAGAUGACGGCGCGCAUGGUGGAGAUGGAGGGCUGCGAGCACGUGGUGGAGGUUGGCGGCUACCUCACCCCCAUAGAGCGCUACCUGGUGGGGGGCAGCGGCGUGGCCCGGCUCACCAACAUAGAGCCCGGCUACAGCAGGGCGCCGCUGUCCAACGUGCUGCUGCCCGGCGGCCGCUGCGUGCGCGCCCUCAGCCUGCCGCUCACGCUGUCGGAGUACCUGGCGGCGGCGGAGUUGGCCCGGGGGAGCAGCAGCAGCACUGCUGGCGCGCUGCUGUAUGGCGGCGGCGGUGGGCCCAGCUACAGCGGGCGCCAAGAUGCUGUCUGCGUGGUGGCGCUGGGGUACUCGGUGCCACACCGGGAUGGCGACGCCGACUACGGCCUCAUGUCGGACGCGCAGUGGGUGGCGCUGGAGACCAGCACCAACUCGGUGCACAACGAGGUGGCGCUCAACCUGACGGUGGCGCUGCUGACGCAGCCGCCGGGCGCCGCCACCCACCGCCUGGUGACGGACACGCGGCUGCAGCUGCGCGACCCGCACGCCGACCAGCACCGACACGGCGACAACAGCCGGCGGCGGCUGGUGACGCUGCGGCGGGUGCUGCGGCGCGAGGAGCAGGCGGCGGCGUACCUCGCGGCGGCGGCGGCGGCCACGGGCGGGCGGCGGCACACGCCGGCGCUGUCGCAGUGGGAGGGCUCCAACGGCCAAGCGCUGUGCGCCACCGUGUCGGACUUCAGCGCGGCGCUGUGUCCCUCCCGCGCGGCCCCGCAGGACUACUGGAUCUGGAAGGCGCUGCUGGAGGCGCGGCAGUUCACGCCCUCCGUCGUUGCUGUCGAGUUCAACCCUAACUUCCCCAACACCCAGGCGGUCACGGUGCCGCGCAACGACAGCGCGGUGUGGGACGGCAGCCGCCACUACGGCGCCUCGCUGGCGGCCUUCGUGGGGCUGGCGGCGGGUCACGGCUACUGCUACUGCUACAACCUGGCCUUCACGCACGCGCUGUUUGUGCGCUGCGAGCUGCUGCACCCGCUGGACCGGGCGCUGGAGCUGCCGCCGGAGACACAGGCGCGCGGCUUCACGCUGCACAAGCCAGACCCGCUCAGCAGGUCAUGGGAGGAGGUGCAGCUGGCGUCCGAGUAGCCAAAGCGGCACCUGUUCCGGUUUGCCGCCAUAACACCGGGUUGGGACGCGGUCCCACUCACCACCCUUCCUUGCACGGGGGGGGGGUGUUGCAAGGAUGUUUGAAAAAGCGGUACAGGAUGCACUGGGGCUGUGUGCUCCUGGUGGUGCCAAGUUGUUGGAGAUCCUCGCCGCCCUCACCUUACGUGGGUUGUGGGUUUGGUUUCCGGUCGCUGGGUAAUUCUGUGGCGCAUUCGUUCCACACACGUUUGGGCAGCGGCGCUCUGCGUAGUGGGGCUGUCAGCUUCUGGCUUCGACUCACGGUGUUGUGCCCGAGAGGCCGAGACACGCUUGAUGUUGGAGACUGCUGCAUGGUUGCAAUUCUUGUGUUGGCAGUCGGCAGAUGGUACCUGCUCGUGGCAACCCUGCGGAGGCCUGUCCCUUCUUGGCAUGUCGCAUUCAAAACACCGUGCUGUUUAUACACUGGAUGAUUGGUGUCCAUUCGGCGUAUGAUCUGUGCAUAGGUGCUAACAGAAGUACAGAACGUAGCGGUAGCCCCAACGUUUUGCGUCUGUGGAGAACCUGAAGUGCUCCUGAUGCACACGGUGGCCUGAGUGCAGUGUAUUGUGGCUGUAUCAAAAUGGCAAAUGGCGGGAAUAGUAAGGGCGAUUUGGCUGGCACGCCGCACGCGUAACGGUAUAAGCUACCGCACGGGUUUAGGCUAUAGGCUAUGCGCUCUAGUUCUGAUGCGACUUCCGUGCAUGGAGUAUGGACAAUUAUCAUGCGGCAGGCUCCGGAUUUAAACAUCAUGUCCUCCAUGC
Molecule: messenger RNA, 2564 nt
Organism: Chlamydomonas reinhardtii
Lineage: Eukaryota; Viridiplantae; Chlorophyta; Chlorophyceae; Chlamydomonadales; Chlamydomonadaceae
Exons: 11
Coding region: 337-1764 (475 amino acids)
Source: RefSeq, a predicted model, not a curated record